Rhodofomes roseus is the source of this 1241-nucleotide messenger RNA. Its product is annotated as mitochondrial NAD-dependent isocitrate dehydrogenase subunit 2 precursor. Gene Ontology annotation, cellular component: mitochondrion. Bases 40 to 1167 code for a protein of 375 amino acids. Gene Ontology annotation, biological process: tricarboxylic acid cycle; isocitrate metabolic process. The transcript is spliced from 14 exons. NCBI's taxonomy places the organism in Eukaryota, Fungi, Basidiomycota, Agaricomycetes, Polyporales, Fomitopsidaceae. The record is from RefSeq and is a predicted model, not a curated record. Gene Ontology annotation, molecular function: NAD binding; isocitrate dehydrogenase (NAD+) activity; magnesium ion binding.
UAACACCUCCCCCUCGCCUCCCCAUCCCCCAUCUGUAAAAUGUUGGCCUCCCGGACUCUCGCUCGUGGUGCGCGGGUCGCAGCGCCAAGCUCCCAGACCUUCCGCCGGUAUGCCUCUGCUUCACCGACCGCCGCGUUUGCUGGUCAGAAGGGGAGCAACGGCAAGUAUACCGUUACUCUGAUUCCGGGAGACGGUAUUGGUCCCGAAAUUAGCCAGUCCGUCAAGGACAUCUACUCCGCCGCCAAGGUCCCCAUUGAAUGGGAGGAGGUCAGCGUCACGCCGAUUCUGAAGGGAGGGAAGACAGUGAUCCCGGAUGCGGCCAUCAACUCUGUGAGGAAGAACACGGUGGCAUUGAAGGGCCCGCUGGCUACACCGAUCGGAAAGGGUCAUGUCUCCUUGAACUUGACAUUGCGCCGGACGUUCAACCUCUUCGCGAAUGUCCGUCCCUGUCUGUCCAUCAAGGGCUUCAAGACUCCUUACGACGAUGUGAACACUGUCCUCAUCCGUGAGAACACCGAGGGAGAGUACUCAGGCAUUGAGCAUGAAAUAGUGGACGGUGUCGUCCAGUCCAUCAAACUCAUCACCUGGGAUGCUUCUGAGCGUGUCGCUCGCUACGCGUUCCACUACGCGCAGUCGCAAGGCCGCGGACGUGUCACAGCGGUUCACAAGGCCAACAUUAUGAAGAUGUCUGAUGGCAUGUUCUUGUCUGCCUGCCGACAGGUAGCCAAAGAGUUCCCGAACAUCGAGUACGACGAGGACUUGCUGGACCGUGUCUGCCUGCAGGUCGUACAAAACCCGAAGCCGUACGCCGACCGGGUCAUGGUGAUGCCCAACUUGUACGGUGACAUUCUGUCGGACAUGUGUGCAGGCCUCAUUGGUGGUCUUGGCUUGACGCCCUCCGGGAACAUCGGCCGUGACGCAUCGAUCUUCGAGGCGGUCCAUGGUUCAGCGCCAGACAUUGCUGGCAAGGGAUUGGCGAAUCCCACCGCGCUUCUGUUGUCGUCACUCAUGAUGCUUCGGCACAUGUCCCUGGACCAGUACGCCUCGAAGAUCGAGAAGGCGGCGCUUUCUACCAUCGCGGAAGGCAAGUCGAUCACGGGAGACUUGGGAGGCAAGGCGACGACGCAGGAAUACACCUCUGCCAUCAUUCAGAAACUUGCGCAAUAGAGUCUGGCAUGGUAGUACUUAGAGUACCGCAGGACAGUCUAUAAUGCUAUUCCCUCACUGUUCCACAUCUGUAA